Corythoichthys intestinalis (scribbled pipefish) is the source of this 1844-nucleotide messenger RNA. It is a transcript of the gene ccl25b, whose product is annotated as chemokine (C-C motif) ligand 25b. The record is from RefSeq and is a predicted model, not a curated record. The transcript is spliced from 6 exons. Gene Ontology annotation, biological process: immune response. Lineage: Eukaryota; Metazoa; Chordata; Actinopteri; Syngnathiformes; Syngnathidae. Bases 118 to 462 code for a protein of 114 amino acids. Gene Ontology annotation, cellular component: extracellular region. Gene Ontology annotation, molecular function: chemokine activity.
GUGGGGUGUUACCAUUCAAAUGUGCAAAACCAUAAGACCACUCUGCACUUGUGUGGAAGGACAUCUCUGGUAUCACACAGAACUCAACUCAAGCCGUGCAGAACAGCAACAACCGACAUGAAAUUCCAAGCUCUUUUGUUACUCGUGCUGAUCAUCUGCACCACACUGUGUGUGGCACAAGAUGAUGCCAGAGGAACCGGAGAACAUUCAAGAGGUUCACCAGGUACCUAUGGUAACUGCUGCUUGGGCCAUGUAAGGAGAGUGAGGCCGCAAGUAAAGCAAAAUAUCGAAAGCUUCAGGAUGCAGGAAACAGAUGGCGAUUGCAACAUCAGGGCUGUCGUUUUUACCGUGAAAAAGAGGCCCGAACAUAAGACUCAGCGCACCAUCUGUGCCAACCCGGACCACCCUUGGGUCCAGGAUUUGAAGGAAGCUGUGAGACAAAGAAUGCUGGCUCAGAAUUAGGCGAACAGCAGGAGAAGAAGAGGAGCCGAGAGCCAUCAUAAAAUGUGGCGAAGCACAUGGAUCACAUUUGGAGCGCUUGUAAAUUUGCCUGUGGCGGACAAAGAAUGUAAAUCACGCUUACGACAUGACAUGUCCUCUAUUUUAGGCAUCACACAAUGAUGACCUUAAAUGUCUUGUUAUAUUUGGUGCAAUUGUUAUGUUUAAGAGCCUGCAAGUUAUGAGCCAAUAUUAGGCAGCUUUUAGACUGUGGAUGUACCCUUAAAGACAAAAUGAUUCAGAGCCUGGACACAUGAGUUCUAGUGAAUUUUUUGCUGCUGAAUGAUCUUUUUGCUGGAAAUAAUCGGAUUGAUUUUGGCAAAAGAUAAUGUGUUAAAAAAUGCAAUCUUCAUGGAUUGUUUCCAAAAUGAUUCAUUCAUUUUUGAAAGAAGCGGGAAAUGACCACAAAGAUUCUUAGGAAAAGUGUCAUGUAAGAUCAUCAAAUGGCAUAAAAUAGCAGAAAAGAGACAGUUAAAUAUGUGCCUCUGACCCCCCCCCCCCCCCAUGAGAAAAUAUGAUUGUAUUCGUAGAUUAUGAUAUGAAAACUGUUUUUUCUAAAAAAAAAAAAAAAAAAAACCUCCCCAAAAGUUACAUGAAGUACCUUUUAAAUUACUUUUUCCGUAAAAUAUAUUUUUUUCUGUGCAAACACUAAAUAGCUUUCUUAAGAAUAGUAAAAAAAAUAUAUAUAUAUAUUAAAAAAAAAAAUCCUAAAAGAAUAGAACUUUGAAAAAACAAUGUUUUCAUAAUAUUAUAUAAUAUUAUUAUACUGAAUUAUUAUAUUGUACUUUUUAAGAAAAAAAUAUUUGAAAAACAGGACUUUAUGUUUGUAUAUUUCACAUAACUUUUUAAAAAUAUACUUUUUGAUAUGCCUUUUUUACAUAUUAAAUUUCUUUUAAAAAACACAUGCUUAACAUACUAUAAAAAAAAACAUGACUUUUCUACAUUUCAAAAAUACAUUUUAUGCAAAAAAUAUCAUUGAAAACUAAAAGGCCUUAUUCUCAUAAGUGGGGGGGGGGGGGGGGGGGGACUGCAUUCUUGCUUCCCACAAUAUCCUUAUAGGAACUUUUUCUUUGCAGUGUGGACCUAAUAUUCACUUGUAGAUGAUACUUAUGUAAAAAAUAAUAAAAAUCACAAUCUUACAAUUUGGCCAGGGUAUUAAUAAUUUGGGGUUUAACUUUGUUUUCAUGUUUUGUGUUUAUUGUUUGUGAGAGAAUUUUAGAUAUGUAGCACUUUGUAGAUAGGUGCAGUAUUUGUACAAUCAAUAUUUUUGUAACAACACUCCAAUUGUACUUUGUAAUAACCCUUAUUAAAAGAGAAGAAUGGAAAUAAACUUUAUAAGCUACAAA